ACUUGUGACCAGCGCAGCAGCAGCAGCUCGGCGUCUUGCAGAUAAAAAUUGGAUCGCAGCGACUCCACAUCCCUUCAUUCCUUCACCUCUGUCAGGCAACAUGGACUGCGGAAUAAUCACAUCAAAGACCGUCCUCCUCUUUCUCAGCUUGGUAUUUUGGGCUGCAGGAGCAGCGUUGGCCUACGUUGGUGCCUAUGUGAUCAGGAGCUAUGACAACUUUAACAGUUUCAUCCAGGACAAGUACACACUGAUCCCUGCCGCUAUCAUCAUCGGCGUCAGCGUGGUGAUGUUCAUUUUCGGUCUGGUUGGAUGCUGUGCCACACUCCGAGAAUCCAAAGUCGGCCUCAGCUUUUUCUUUCUGAUCAUCAUGGUGAUUUUUGCAGCUGAGGUGGCCGCUUUGGUGUUGAGCUUCAUCUACCAAGGAAAGAUAAAUGGAGACCUGGAGCACUCUAUGAGUGACACCUUUGCAAAGUACGAUGGACAGGAUCCUGAGACCACAGCUGUGGACUACCUUCAGACUCAGUUGAAGUGCUGUGGUAUUAAGAAUUACACCAGCUGGUCCAACACUACCUGGUUUAGAAGCCACAACAACACAGUGCCUGUGUCGUGCUGUAAGAACAGCACCACCCAGUGCACUGGCAGAGUGGAUCAGCCGGACCUGCUUAAUGUAGAGGGUUGUGAGGCCAAGCUGGAGCGCCUCCUACAGGGUGUUUUGGGUUAUGCCAUGCUGGUCAUUCUGGGCUUUGCCAUCAUCAAGUUCUUUGGGAUGCUGAGCGUAUGUGUGAUCACCUGUAAAACUAGCCAGAGGAGCGGCUACCAGCCUCUUUAUGCUUGAGACUCUCCCUGCAACCACCUACCACUUUCUCGUUUUUCUCCACUAGGUUUGCUGAGCACUUGUUAGGAGCUAACAGACAUCCUCAUUCUGCAAUGUCUUGAAGUAUCCAAGUUUUGUUUUAAUAAUGGUAUAUAAACUUUACACAAGUGGCAAACCUUGUCUAAAGCACCAAAUCGGCAACAAAUGUUCCUCUUACCUGUCGUUGUGCUAUUUUUAUUACACAGUUCCUGAAGUUUCCACCUAUUACCUCCUUUUAUCGUAACAUAUGAGACCAUUUAAAAAUAAAUAAAUAAUAGAAGAUGUUGAUCCCCAUUAAAGGGUUUUGUUUACUCUCUGAAAAUUCAGAUUUUAGUUUUUAAUGCUGACUGUAAGCCUAGAGCAGCUGCUAUGACAUCCAAAGAGAGAACAUAUGACAGAGCAGAAAACUAUUUUGGACAUGAAGUCUUCUUGGAAAUUUUGCAGAGCCUUAUCACUCUGCUGCAUCAUGCAAAUAUUCUUUUACAUGGUAUUAUUCUCUGGAAUGUACUAUAAUGAUGGACGUCAAACUAUAUUGUUAAGCUUUUCUUGGUGGUCAACAAAAGAAUAGCGGUUUAUUGCCUUAUUUAGGGUUGCAAUAUGUAUAGCUUAACUGAAUGAUUGAAUAUAUAUAUAUAUAAAGGUCAGUUAUCUCUACUGAACUGAGUUACAGUUAUACAUAGUUUGACUUUGGUUGUGUUUAUUGUGUUUCUAAAUUAAAACAUUUCACAAUAAUAGAAAGUCUGGUGUAGUUCUAUCACACUCUAGUAUAGCAUUAUGUACGUGUAACAUUUUUCAGCGUACAAUAUUCAGUUGGUCUUUAUAAAUGGGAUGCACACAUUUUGCAUCCAUUUUUAUUAUAAAGUGAAUGGGAAAACCAAAUAAAUCUGUCUAAUCCUG
This is a messenger RNA of Scomber scombrus (Atlantic mackerel), 1750 nucleotides long. It is a transcript of the gene tspan36, whose product is annotated as tetraspanin 36. Gene Ontology annotation, biological process: regulation of vascular endothelial growth factor signaling pathway; protein maturation; protein localization to plasma membrane. Gene Ontology annotation, cellular component: membrane. Bases 101 to 835 code for a protein of 244 amino acids. The record is from RefSeq and is a predicted model, not a curated record. The transcript has 7 exons. NCBI's taxonomy places the organism in Eukaryota, Metazoa, Chordata, Actinopteri, Scombriformes, Scombridae.